AUGAGAUUUGAAUUUAAAGACGAACACUCUUUUGCUGAAGCUACAAAGAUUUGCCAAAGAUUUAACAAUCGUAUUCCAAUCAUCUGUGAAAGGGCUGAGAAAUCCAACUUACCAGAAAUUGACAAGAAGAAGUAUCUUGUUCCAUAUGAUUUAACAAUUGGUCAAUUUGUUUAUGUUAUUAGAAAAAGAAUUCAUUUACCACCUGAAAAGGCCAUUUUCAUCUUUGUUAAUGAUAUAUUACCACCAACUGCAGCUUCAAUGAGUUCAAUUUAUGAAGAACAUAAAGAUAAAGAUGGAUUUUUGUAUGUCUUGUAUUCAAGUGAAAACACAUUCGGUGAUAUUGGUGACUUACCAGGAGUUAUUGAACUUGAUGAAUAA
Molecule: messenger RNA, 378 nt
Organism: Hansenula ciferrii
Lineage: Eukaryota; Fungi; Ascomycota; Saccharomycetes; Phaffomycetales; Wickerhamomycetaceae
Gene: ATG8
Product: ubiquitin-like protein ATG8
Exons: 2
Coding region: 1-378 (125 amino acids)
Biological process (GO): macroautophagy; cellular response to nitrogen starvation
Cellular component (GO): fungal-type vacuole membrane; autophagosome; cytosol
Molecular function (GO): phosphatidylethanolamine binding
Source: RefSeq, a predicted model, not a curated record